AUGAACGCCUCCGCAGUACCGUCCAAGGCCACGAUCCAAGGAUUCUUCAUAUCCAAGUCCACCCUUCUCACGUAUCGAACGUACCAGAAACAGUUUGCUGAGUACUGCAAACAGCUCCCAGGGGUCGAGCCAGAGGCGGCGACGCCGAGUGUCUGCACAGACGUUUUCCAUCAUCUGUACAGUCAGGUAAAAACGGCCCGCACAGUCGAUUCGGCGAAGACAGCCCUCGUGGCCUUCUUCCACGACCUCAAGGUCAUCCCCAACCCUGCUCGUGAUGUCGAAUCAAAGCAAUAUGUCGUCGGCCUGCAAAAUUACAACAACAAAAAACAACAUUGA
This is a messenger RNA of Aphanomyces astaci, 336 nucleotides long. RefSeq lists its product as hypothetical. NCBI's taxonomy places the organism in Eukaryota, Oomycota, Saprolegniomycetes, Saprolegniales, Verrucalvaceae. The coding region runs from base 1 to 336 and encodes 111 amino acids. The transcript has a single exon. The record is from RefSeq and is a predicted model, not a curated record.